AUGGAGCAUUCGGAGAGCAAUACAACUCCAGUGUCAUCUGAGCCCAAGAAGCCUGCUCUGGACAAACUCACGUCUGAACCAUCUGAUGAGGUGAAUGAUUCUCCAAUUGAGCAAGUCCGACUCACAGUCCCAAUUACGGAUGAUCCAUCGUUACCAUGCUUGACCUUCCGGACAUGGGUUCUGGGGCUCACUUCUUGCGCUCUUCUGGCGUUCUUGAACCAAUUCUUUGGUUAUCGCCAGAAUCCACUAUAUGUGUCCUCUGUUUCAGCCCAAAUUGUGGUACUUCCCAUUGGAAAGCUUAUGGCUGCAUAUCUGCCCAACAAAUCAAUACGCAUUCCCGGAACCAAAUGGUCCUUUUCGUUAAAUCCGGGGCCUUUCAACUUGAAAGAGCAUGUUCUGAUCACCAUAUUUGCUAAUUCAGGCUCAAGUCCUGUUUACGCAUCGGGCAUUAUUACAAUCGUGAAGGCAUUCUAUAAGCGGAAGAUUAAUGCUGUGGCAGCGAUGUUACUAACGCAGACUACUCAGUUGCUUGGAUAUGGCUGGGCUGGUAUUUUCCGGAAGUUCCUAGUUGAUUCACCAUACAUGUGGUGGCCUUCCAAUAUGGUUCAGGUUUCUCUCUUUAGGGCUUUGCAUGAGGAUGAGAAUAGGCCAAAAGGAGGCCUGACGAGACUGCAGUUCUUCCUUGUGGUCCUUAUAUCAAGCUUCUCAUACUACAUCGUGCCUAACUUUCUGUUUCAAUCUGUAACUGCUCUCUCCUUUGUCUGUUGGAUAUGGAAGGACUCUGUCACAGCACAUCAAAUUGGUUAUGGUCUCGCUGGCCUCGCAUUCUUGGGAAGUCCCUUAGCCACCCCUGGAUUUGCUAUCAUGAAUGUCCUGGCUAGUUUUAUUAUAGUUCUCUACAUUAUGAUCCCAAUUGCCUACUGGAGCAACCUGUACGGAGCCAAACGAUUCCCAAUUUACUCUACAGAUGUGUUCGAUGCUGAUGGAGGAUCAUACAAUGUUUCAAUUAUUUUAAAUGAGACAACCUUCCAAUUCAUUCAGCAAGGAUAUGAUGAUUAUAGCAAGGUUAAUUUGAGCAUCGCAUUUGUAUUUGCCUAUGGGGUAAGCUUUGCAACAUUGGCCGCCACAAUCUCUCAUGUUGCACUCUUCCAUGGGAGAACAAUUUGGCGACAAUCAAAGGCAUCUGUGCAAGACAGUUUUGGUGAUGUCCACACUAGACUAAUGAAGAAAAACUAUGAUCCUGUCCCUCAGUGGUGGUUUCACACAAUCUUGAUAGUGACAAUUAUAGCUUCCUUACUGGGGAGUCCUAUUGGCAAUUGUUUUGGCUCUGUUCUUCACCCUUCCAAUUGGUGUGAUUACCGCUACGACAAACCAGAUUGUGAAAUAUUUGUACAGCAACCAGGAUUAAAUGUCAUCACCGAGCUGAUUAUUGGUUACAUGUAUCCGGGCAAACCGCUUGCCAAUGUGGCCUUCAAAACCUAUGGUUACAUAAGCAUGUCACAAGCCAUUACGUUUCUCUCCGAUUUUAAGCUAGUGGGAACACUAGUUGCAUCAUCGGUCUACUUUGGAACAGGUUGGUGGCUCCUGACCACGGUGGAAUUCAUAUGCAAUAAAUCUAAAUUGCCUGAAGGAAGCCCGUGGACAUGCCCUGGAGAUGAUGUAUUCUACAACGCAUCAGUGAUAUGGGGUGUUGUUGGGCCUCUCCGCAUGUUUGGUAGGCUUGGAAUAUAUUCCAAGAUGAAUUAUUUCUUUCUGUUUGGGAUUCUUUCACCUUUGCCUGUUUGGUUCCUUUCUCGGAAAUUUCCAGAGCAGAAAUGGAUAAAGCUAAUAAACAUGCCGAUUAUUCUGUCAAGUGCCCCGGGGCCACCAGCCAGGGCCGUAAACUACAUCUGUUGGUUGGCUGUGGGCAUUUUCUUCAACUUCGUCGUGUAUAGGAGGUAUAAGGGUUGGUGGGCGAGGCAUAACUACAUUCUAUCUGCAGGGCUUGAUGCUGGGGUUGCUUUCCUGGCCAUACUUUGCUACUUCACAUUACAGGGACACGGUAUCAAUGGAGCCGCGUGGUGGGGUAUGAAGUUAGAUGAUCAUUGCCCUUAUGCAAGUUGUCCUACUGCCCCUGGUAUACAUGUUGAAGGGUGUCCCCCACUGGUUAAAGCUUGA
Messenger RNA from Ilex paraguariensis (yerba mate), 2157 nucleotides. The record is from the annotation of a GenBank genome assembly. NCBI's taxonomy places the organism in Eukaryota, Viridiplantae, Streptophyta, Magnoliopsida, Aquifoliales, Aquifoliaceae.